AUGUUAAGUCAUUCUCUCUCUCCUGUAGAAUAUGCCCAGGUGAUUAAGAUGUUGGGUAAUGGGAGGUUGGAAGCCAUGUGUUUUGAUGGAGUUAAGCGGCUCUGCCACAUCCGAGGAAAACUCAGGAAAAAGGUAGGAACGCACACGCCCGUCAUAUUGACACACAAAGGAAACCCGGAAUGAUGCGGACUCAACACUUUUUUCCUCUAUGGACUGUCAACCGCGACACAGCAUGGGCUGCAGCUGUGUGUAAACCAAUUAUUUAGAUUGUUAUCCAUUCAUUUGUUUAAUUCCUUGUAAAAGCAUUCUUAUGAUGUUGUUUUUCUUCCAGGUGUGGAUUAACACGUCAGAUAUCAUCCUGGUGGGACUGAGAGAUUACCAGGUGAGAUUACCCGCAAGUUUACGACUGCUGUUGUUGUUGUGGGUGACUGUGCAUUUGGUUGUCACUUAGGGCUGGGCGAUAUAUGUCAUUAAUUUGAUUAAUUGAAAUGUAUGUUUUAGCACAAAAUUCCAAAUGCCUGUAUCGCGAGAAUCAAGUUUUUGUUUUUAUGAGCGUUUAUGUCCUCUUGUUCUCAUGUUGUCUUUUUGGUCUCGUCUCCUUUGCUCCUUCUGCACCUUUGUGUACAUUCCCACUCAUACACCAAGUCCCACUCAUACACCAAGUCCCACUCAUACACCAAGUCCCACUCAUACACCAAGUCCCUGCCACCCACAACAACAACAGAUGAGAAAUCACUUCUUCCUCUAUGACAAAAAGCUGUUUCAACUCGCUAUUUGCAUUUGAAGUUUGGUCCAACAGAAUCAGUCAUAUGGACACUGAAACACACUGAGACAUUAUUUUACUGCAAUAGAAUAACUUAACCUUUCUAAUGAUACCCUUUUAUAACUCAACUCCCGAAAGGUACAGAGAGUAGACCCUACUAAAAUGUGAGUAGCCUAUCAAUGAACAUUGUUUCUGGAAAAUAAAUGCUCCGUUUCUGUGCCACGUGCCGCUAGCAGAAUGUUAGCCACCGACUGUGCUAGCUGUCUAGUUGUUUUAUAAAUUUACAUUUACAUUUUACAUUUUAGUCAUUUAGCAGACGCACUUAUCCAGAGCGACUUACAGUUAGUGAAUACAUUUUUUUUAUUUUUAUACUGGUCCCCCGUGGGAAUCGAACCCACAACCCUGGCGUUGCAAACGCCAUGCUCUAUCAACUGAGCUACAUCCCUGCCGGCCAUUCCCUCCCCUACCCUGGACGACGCUGGGCCAAUUGUGCGCCGCCCAUGAGUCUCCCGGUCGCGGCCGGCUGCGACAGAGCCUGGAUUCGAACCAGGAUCUAGUGGCACAGUUAGCACUGCGAUGCAGUGCCUUAGACCACUGCGCCACUCAGGAGGCUAAAUGUUAAAUGAGAAUAAAAAUGCGCAUUUCUAUAAGGAAUUGGCAACUCAUUCUGAGAAAUAAGCAUCUUAUCCAGGUAGGCCACUUGAUUUCAACAUCUAAACAAAGUGGACAGGCAAGCAUGCUAUUCAAACAGUUGGAGAUGGACAGGAGGGUCUGUUCAUAAGAGUUCAACUGUUCUACCUUGUUAGCUAGCAAAUAGAUCAAAGUUGGCUAGACUUGAAAUAUGAAGAUUAUCUGACUACUAAUUAGCAUGUGGGCUUGUGCUUGAGAGAUUGUUUAUUAGACCUGUGUUACACAGGAGGUUGGUGGCACUUUAAUUGGGGAGAACGGGCUCAUGGUAAUGGCUGGAGCGGAAUAAAUGUAAUGCAUCAAAUUCAUGGUUUCCAGGUGUUUGAUGCCAUUCAAUUGGCUCUGUUCCAACCAUUAUUAUGAGCCGUCCUCCUCUCAGCAGACUCCUGUGAUGUGUUAAUUUUCUAUAACGCCUGCUACAAGAAGUCGGUCGUUUAUUAGUGGGGAUGUGCAUGGUUCUGGUUCAAUUUGUAACAAAGGGGCAUUUUCAUAGACUGAGUUGAAAGCCAGUUCAGUGAUUAUUGCAAAAAAAGCUGGUUAAACUAUUUGGAUAAAAUAAUUACGUUAUUAGUUGGUCUUAUGGUUGUGGAAGGCUUAUAUUCAGCCUAGGUAUACUUACACACUCUCUGAAUUCAUUAGAUUAUUGCUGACUGUUUGAAAUGCAGUUUGUUGACCUUUUAAUUGUACAACAACGCUUAUUCAGAGAGAACAUGUAAAAAAUCGAGCUAUAAAUCGGGAAUCGCCCAUAAGUUAGAAGAAAAUCAAGAUGGUUUUUGGCCAUAUCACCCAGCCCUAUUGUAUCAUAAAAACAGGUUGGAGUUUAGGUUUCUCUCUACCCCUAUAGGACAACAAAGCUGAUGUGAUCCUGAAGUACAAUGCAGACGAGGCCAGGAGUCUGAAGGCCUACGGAGAACUGCCGGAGCACGGUGAGUACCAGGAAGAGGAGCUGUCCCUACGGUAACAGCUAAUGGGAUUGGAAUAGUGGUCAUGUAGGAGAGGAGACGAGGAAAGAAAGCUAGUUGAAAUGAUUGAGACACAGCCCAUGAUGACUACCGCUGGACCAAAUUCCAUGUUGACCCAUUGAUUGGUUUUGUAGGUAUUCAAUUCAUGGGUUGUUUUGUUUGCACAUCCCUGUUCUCUCUCUGACUCCUCCUCUUCCUGUCUCCUCCCCACUCAGCCAAGAUCAACGAGACAGAUACCUUCGGUCCUGGGGACGAUGAAGACAUCCAGUUUGACGACAUCGGAGAUGAUGACGAGGACAUUGAUGAUGUAAGUGAUCAAUCAGUAUCUUUAUUGUCCCAAUAUCUUUAUUGCUUUCUGUAGGUUGGAACGGUUGCAAUGAAAGGAAUGACCAUCUGGUGACCUUCCAUCCGUAUCUCUCUCCCCUCCCUGCCCCCUCUCUCCCCAACUCCUCUCCUUUUGUCCUCUCUCCAACUCCCCCUUCCCACCUCCUCUGUCCUCUCUCCCAUCUCCUCUCCCCAACACUCUCCCCACCUCCUUUCUCCUCUCUCUCCCCUCCUCAUCUCCCCUCUUCAUCUCUACCCUCCCCACCUCGUCUCCCAUCUCCUCUCUCCCCACCUCGUCUCCCAUCUCCUCUCUUCCCCUGCCUCCUUUCACCUGUCAUCAUCCUCCAGAUCUAAGGACCUUCUAGGGGAAGGUGUGAUUUUUUUCCCCUCCGCUCCGAAAAUCAGCACAGGACUUCCAUACUUCUCUACCGGAAUCACUGUACCCUCUGCCCACAUUUGUGGCUGUGUUAACUAGUGACGACCCCGCCCACACAACACAUUUCAAGGAGGUUCAGCCCUCCCACUAACUCAUUGAUAACAUGACUGCAGCUACUCGCAAUCUCUUGCGUUAUCUUUUUAAUGUAUUUAUAUCGAUUUCAUGCUGAGUGGAAUUUAGUUACAAAAUACAGUACAGAAUCUCUGGAUUCGCAAUAAAAAGAUCAACCAUUUUAUGUUUUGUCCUGCGUUCUGUAUCAUUGUAGUUUGUAGUUGGCAACGCUUUUAUAUUAGUUAGGAUUAAAUAUAUUUAUUGGUUACGAAAAACUGAUUUCUCCUGAAGAUGCCUCUGUAUCCUUUGGAAUGUUUCUUUGUUUAAUUCUAUAUCGUAUUCCGAUGACGCCA
Molecule: messenger RNA, 3576 nt
Organism: Coregonus sp. 'balchen'
Lineage: Eukaryota; Metazoa; Chordata; Actinopteri; Salmoniformes; Salmonidae
Source: the annotation of a GenBank genome assembly